AUGGAUGAAUCCGGAAAUGUUGAUAGAAUUCGUAAUAAUGACUCAUAUCGAUCAAAUGAAAUACAUGAACCUCGCUUUCGUUUACAUUAUAAUACUACACCUGGUCCUAAUCUUCCUAGAGAGUUUAAUGAUGAUGUUUUUCGUCUGAAUCCACAAAAAGUGUUUCAUUUGAAUACACCUUUUUUUACUAAUGAUCAUAGUGAUGCUCGUUCGACCUUCCAAACAUCAGAAUCCACACUUCCAGCAUCAUUUUGCGAUAUGGGAAACAUUUAUCAUAUCUGUUCUUGGUUAUGUGCAAACCUGAGCAUCUUACUACUUGCUUAUAAUCUUUAUUUGUCGAUGCAAACACCAGUUGCAACCUCAUUCAACUUGGUUACACCAAACGUUAAUUCAGCAACAUUAGCAACCGGUAUACUACAAGCGUUAAGGCAAGAGGACAGAGUAAAUACAACAAUCAUUUAUUUUGUCAUUAGUUCUUGUUGCUAUUGUUUAAUAACUUGCAUAAUUCAGACGAAAGCCAAUCGAGACUUUUUAGAAGAAUUGAAAUGCCUAUUUCUUCGCGCUUGA
Messenger RNA from Rhizophagus irregularis DAOM 181602=DAOM 197198, 567 nucleotides. RefSeq lists its product as uncharacterized. NCBI's taxonomy places the organism in Eukaryota, Fungi, Glomeromycota, Glomeromycetes, Glomerales, Glomeraceae. The record is from RefSeq and is a predicted model, not a curated record.